Molecule: messenger RNA, 957 nt
Organism: Danaus chrysippus (African queen)
Lineage: Eukaryota; Metazoa; Arthropoda; Insecta; Lepidoptera; Nymphalidae
Source: the annotation of a GenBank genome assembly
AUGUUCAAGUUCAACUGUUACGUAGUUCUAGUGUUGCUGUUCACUAAAAGCAAUAAUGGUAAAGAAAUGACGGAUAUAGAAGCGUUGGCGUCACUACCUACGCGAUGUACCUAUGAGUACGCCUACGAAAUGUAUGGCGCCCACUGCGCUGGAUUGCGACUAUCAAAGAUACCGAGUCUGAGAGGAGGAAUUGAGAUUCUCGACUUCAGCGACAAUAAGUUACAGGAAUUACACGCGGACACUUUCUCAUCAUACACAAGUAUAAAAUACUUGUACCUGGCCGAGAACCAAAUCUAUUCAAUAGAUAAAGACGCGUUCACUUAUUUAACAUAUCUACAAACUCUCGAUCUAUCUAAAAAUGUUAUAUUGGAACUAUCAGAUUCGAUAUUCCAAUUGCCUUCGUUAAGAAAGUUAUAUCUCAACGGAAAUCCACUGUUGCAUUUGAGCUUAAACGGAAUGGAAAUAAGUAAGCCUAUCAAAGCACCGUUGGAACUGCUGGAUUUAUCAGAUUGUAAAAUUAAAACUUUGCCAGAUUUCGGAGUCCUUCCCCAAUUGCUUCUUUAUAAUAUUUCCCAUAAUCCUCUCAUUUCGUUCGAUCCAAGCCCAUUUAGCACUAUGUGCAAGCUAGCAAAGGUAGACGUAACGGAGUCUUUGGACAAAAUAAGAGUUUGCGACAUGAAGUUAACAAUAAUGUGGUUCCAAGAAAAAAGAGUUUAUUCCAGUUGGGUGAUUACACCAGACUUAAUUCUAGAGAUUCAAAGCAUACAGACAUCGCGAAAAACAUGGCUGACCAUAGGGGGCGGUCUUGCCGGCUUCCUUGUGGGAUUUGUUCUCCUCUUGUACAUUAUGCACCGUCAUAAUGUUGCACAGACAAAGAAAACAACCAAAGAAGUAAAAAAAGUACCGCCGACUGAAAAUUCAACAGCUACAGAAGUGCUUCUCAAUGAUGUUGCUUAG